AUGACAAUGUACUACUACCCAAUGUACCACUUACCACUUCCGAAUGACAACGUACCACUGCCUAGUGACAACGUACCACUGCUGAAUGACAACGUACCACUGCCUAGUGACAACGUACCACUGCUGAAUGACAACGUACCACUGCCUAGUGACAACAUACCACUACCGAAUGACAACGUACCACUGCCUAGUGACAACAUACCACUACCGAAUGACAACGUACCACUGCCUAGUGACAACGUACCACUGCUGAAUGACAACGUACCACUGCCGAAUGACAACGUACCACUUCCGAAUGACAACGAACUACUACCAAAUGACAACGUACCACUGCCUAGUGACAACGUACCACUGCUGAAUGACAACAUACCACUGCCUAGUGACAACAUACCACUACCGAAUGACAACGUACCACUGCCUAGUGACAACGUACCACUGCCGAAUGACAACGUACCACUGCCGAAUGACAACGUACCACUUCCGAAUGACAACGAACUACUACCAAAUGACAACGUACCACUGCCUAGUGACAACGUACCACUGCUGAAUGACAACAUACCACUGCCGAGUGACAACAUACCACUACCGAAUGUACCACGUACCACUUCCGAAUGGCUAUCAUGA
This is a messenger RNA of Mercenaria mercenaria, 624 nucleotides long. Its product is annotated as circumsporozoite protein-like. The transcript has a single exon. NCBI's taxonomy places the organism in Eukaryota, Metazoa, Mollusca, Bivalvia, Venerida, Veneridae. The record is from RefSeq and is a predicted model, not a curated record. The coding region runs from base 1 to 624 and encodes 207 amino acids.